Molecule: messenger RNA, 4038 nt
Organism: Psilocybe cubensis
Lineage: Eukaryota; Fungi; Basidiomycota; Agaricomycetes; Agaricales; Agrocybaceae
Exons: 15
Coding region: 1-4038 (1345 amino acids)
Source: RefSeq, a predicted model, not a curated record
AUGUCCAGACUUACAGCUUCGCCUUUUCAUAAACCCUCUCCCUUCGAGUUUCCUCGUGGUCCCCUAAGUCCCCCCGAUACCAAUACGGACACCGUCGUUGGUUCUGGGCUUAUUCUGCCUGCCUCAAAUCAUCCUGCAGUGCAAGACUCUGGUUCACUAGACACCGGAAUCCAAAGUGCACACGACUCACCGUUACGGGGAAAGAAGUCAUCAUCAAUUCCCUAUCAUAAUACAAGCUUCCGCGAGUCGAAGGAAAGAGCUAUUCAACGAAAUAAUGUCAAGUCAUUAAUCAUUGUAAUGCCUCCUUCAACUCUUUUACAAGGAUAUGGCCCGCGUGGGCAGACUGUUACGAACGGUCCAUUUCACCGCUUAACGCAGGGUAUUGUUAUGCCCAUUUUGCCUUCGAUGUUUGGGCAAUUGACUGCCAUUGCACGAGAAUUCAGUUUCCCGAGCACACUCGGUCUCUGCCUAUAUCUUCAUUAUGUCGAGGACGGGGUCACUUUGACACCAAGAAUAUCGGAUGAUUCCUGGCAAUCUUUAUGGGGCCAUCUGUCAGAUCCUCCCCUCGCAAACGAACGUCGUCCACUUAUAUGUGGCAAGAUUGAGUUUGAUAUUGACCUCCGGGCAGCACGCUGGUAUGGCAGUUGGGUUUCAGCCAUUCAUAGAGAAAUAUCCGAGCAUUCCAACCACGCAUAUCCAGUCACUGCACCUUCGCAUUUCCGGGGUGAGAGUAGUCUGGUAGGGGGGCGCCACUUCGACGAAGAUAUGGCCGAUAACACGAUUCAACAGAACAGCGCGCCCAUCGGACGUCAUGUCCCCAAGAAACUAUCUUUGGUAGAAAGAUUCGACGUCGCAUCGGUAAGGUCGGAGCACCGACAUAACUCGCGUUCGGUAGCGGCUUCGACUGAAUUUGUCGCUGGUCAGCAAGUCCUUUCGACAAUCGUUCAGGAAGACGAACCCAAAUCUGGACGGCAGCAGUUAGAUAACCUUGUAAAGUCAUGGAGAGCAAGUGCACUUAUAAGUCCGAGCCCACUGGCGGCCAAGGGGCAACCAAGCCUUGAUGCUGUCUAUCUGCCCAACGAUGUUCCUAUAGAUACUCCAGAUGAGAUCCCUGGUUCUCCUGCAGUUAUGAGGCUUGAGGACUACACAUGGUCAGUUUCAUCAGAAGGUCCUUUGUCUAUUGGAGAGUUAUCACCCGUUUCAUGGGUUCAUGCACCUUCUGUCCACAUUGCUGAUCGCCUUCCUGGUUCCGUUUGCACCUCAGCUUCAAUUUGUACUUCUUUUGGUUUUGUUGAGGACGACAACUACUCAUAUGUUUCAAAUGAAACCCGCGUACCUUCGGUGCACCUUGCUGAACGCCUGCGAGGUUCUGUUUGUUCUUCGCCUUUAACGUGCACAUCCUUUGGCCCUGACGAUGAUGUCAGUGACAUAUAUCAUACCUCAUUCAACUCCCGUGUCCCAACUCCUGAUAUUGCCCAUCGCUUCUACGAAGAUUGUCCACCUACACCCAUGACGGCAACCUCAUGGGGCGCUCCGUUAUCGUAUCCUCCCUCACCGAGAUGUGUAUCUCCUGCUCUUUCCUUGGACCUUGGAGAACGAGCGAGGUUUCAUGAUCAGUUCGAAACCAUGGUACAUUAUCCUCGAUCGAAGUCCUUAUUAACACAGGAAUCCAUAGAAACUAAUGGGCCUUGGGAACAUGUAUGGCCGUUCAAUAGCGAUAUGAAGGCUUCGACUUCAGCAUCUGAUACAGUUCCAUGGGCACAUGUAUGGCCAUUUAAUAUUCAAACAAAGGACAACCUAGAAGCAUCUUCAAUAUCCGCCCCACUACCCUGGAAACAUGUUUGGCCAUACAACGAAGAAGUGGAAAAUAACGCUUCUUUGUCUUCAAUUCCCGUGAUCAGUGCUUGGCCGCACGUAUGGCCAUUUAAUAGUCAAAGUACCAAUGUUAAUAUCCCUCCUCUCAUGCCUGCUAACGGCGCCUGGGAACAUGUUUGGCCUUUCAAUAGCGAAUAUAUGCACAGCACAGGAUUGUUGCAAGAGGACAAAAUUCUUUUACCACACAACAAGGAGAUCACAAAGGUGACAUCGGCUUCUGCGACUGCUUCAGGUCCUUGGUUGCACGUGUGGCCGUACAAUUCAUCGUCUAAACCGUCAAACAUGCAGCACUGCGCUUCGGUGUAUAAACCAUCGUCAUUUGGGUAUCCAUACAUCAACCAACCCGUUUAUCCGCACAUCGAAUUAUACCCCACUCUGCCAGGAGAGUUGAGUAUUUAUAAUCAGUUGGAUACUAUGCAAGACAUUGUCGUCGAGCUUCCUGUAUUGUAUCCCAUGAUCCAGUUAUAUGUGCCUGUAUAUCCUCACAACCUAAGCAAUAUAUACCCAGAGACUAUCUUUCAAGCAGCAGACCCAUGCUCUAAAGCGCAAGUGGAAGUGCCUUUUUCCGAUACCUGUUAUACUGCUUUGCACUGUGGGGCCCAUACCGACAAAACUCGGUCGCAGUAUCCGCACUUUGAUAUAUAUCCCGACAUAACCAAUCAGUCAUCAGAGAUCUCGAUACCUCCAUCUUUUGAUCGGCCUUUGCAUACCACAGUGAUUUAUCCAACUUUUAACUUGUACCCUGCUAUCUACCCGUACUUUGACUUGUACCCAUGCGUACAUGAAGCUCAAAGGGAAACCGUGUCACUACUGACAGAGCCAAUGCCAACUUAUGCUCUAUCACCUGUUUUGCUGACCCAAUAUCCUUCAUUUAAUCUUUAUCCAAAGGUUUACCCUUACUUUGACAUCUACCCAGCUGCAUACGAUGCUGUCGCUGCAACCAUUGAAACGGGAACUACCCAAGACUUCUCAUUGUCACCGACAUUACCUACUUCAUAUCCAUUCUUCAAUAUUUAUCCAAGUCUGUAUCCGGACUUCGUCAUCUAUCCUGCUGCACAUAGUGAUGUAGGCACUGCAUUCGCUGAGCCUGAACCAGAAAGAUCUUUAUCGCCCAUUUUACGACCCAUGUAUCCGUCAUUUAACCUUUACCCCAAAGUGUACCCAUAUCUAGAGAUCUACCCGCCAUCAUACGCCGUCAAAGUUGACAAUGUCGACAGUAAAUACGUCGAACUGGAUCAUAGAAUAACGAAAUAUCCUUACUUCAUUCUCUACCCCGGAGUGUAUCCUUACUUUGACAUCUACCCAGCCCCUUAUCCCUCCCUCCCUCUUGACCAUAUUUCCAUCCCAUCCUCAACUGCAGAAACUAGAACAUGGACACUCCCAUACCCAUUCUUCAAUUUAUAUCCGGCCGUUUACCCAAAUUUCGACCUUUACCUUCCACUUCCAGACUUUGCCAUACAGCAACCAAACAAACCCUCGAAAAUUAACAACAGUAGGUUGACGCAUCUGGAACUGCACGCUAUGGUUAUGAUGGAAAAGGCUCAAGCGAAGUCCCGGGGAUCCUUCGGUCGCCUAGAGACAUUCCUUGACAUCCCGGACAUCGAUUCUGAGACGCCUUUCCUCGGUGAGCACGAAGAUAUCGAUCAUUACUUUCAAGAAAAGUCGAUUUCCCGGAAUAUUCGCAUCUCCACUGUACCCAUUCCAAAUCGUGGUGUUCGUAGACUGACAUCUGCCUCGGCCAAGUCUGAGAAUAUCUCUUUGUUCGACAGCCCGACAGAGAGCGAUCAAAGUCACACCAAUUUCUACGGAACAUCACCCUCUAAUGUGCAGGACCGUGGCUUCUCAAAGAUAUCGAAUGUUCGCGGGCAGCUGGGAUACCAAGACGAAUCCACUCUAUAUAGGACAUCUCUUAAUAUUCAUGACCGAAGUAUUACAAGGUCAUCGAGCCUUAGAGAGCCUCAAGGAAAGCCUCCGAUCCCUCCGAAACCUCAAUUUUCGGCUCCACGGCGUCGUGAUAGUCUUGUUUUGCAAAGAGUUAAGGCCCUAGAUAAUCAUGUAGCAGAAAACUCAACGGUAAUCCCAAGGGAGACUUUGCUAAAAUUCCCGAUGCCACCCCGAGCUUUCCCUCCCCUUCCUCCAUUACCGCAGGAUCGUGGACAUUGA